AUGGAGUUACAACAGCAAGGAGCUAUUCUAGCACAGAUGCAAGUACAACCAUCUUGGGUUCAGGAAGUUGCAGAAGCACAGAAUGCAGAAGCACAGAAGAAAGAUGCACAAAUAGCCCUAUGGGUUAAACAAAUCCAGGCAGAUCAUGGUGGGAAAUUUAGAUUGGAUAGCAAUGGAGUUUGGUUUUAUGCAGAUAGAAUUGUUGUACCACAGACAGGGGAGGUUAGACAAAAGAUUCUGCAUGAAGCUCAUAACAGUCCAUAUACAAUGCAUCCAGGUAGCACCAAGAUGUAUCAAGAUUUGAAGAAAGACUACUGGUGGCCAGGCAUGAAGAGAGACAUCGGAGAUGUUGUAACAAGAUGUUUAACAUGUCAACAGUCAACAAGUAAAAGCGAAAUUCAACUGCCAUCCGGGUUACUCCAUCCAAUAACAUGCACGAACUAUUGUGAAGAUGGGAUCAGAUCAACGAGGACUUUGUUAACUGGCUUACCUCAGAUCGCAGCAGAAGCAUGA
Jatropha curcas is the source of this 513-nucleotide messenger RNA. The record is from RefSeq and is a predicted model, not a curated record. Lineage: Eukaryota; Viridiplantae; Streptophyta; Magnoliopsida; Malpighiales; Euphorbiaceae.